Molecule: messenger RNA, 3787 nt
Organism: Kogia breviceps (pygmy sperm whale)
Lineage: Eukaryota; Metazoa; Chordata; Mammalia; Artiodactyla; Physeteridae
Source: RefSeq, a predicted model, not a curated record
UGCAGGAUAUCUAGAUUUAUUAAUCAAGUCAAGCCCUCCUUUUGUUAUUUAACCUCCAGAGACCAGUAUGGUCCUUUCUCUUCUUUAUUUAGGUAUGGAAGAAACAGAAGUCAUGCCUCUCAUGAAUAUUCGCUGCUAUCGUCAUUGUAGUAAUGUUGUGGACAGGUUGGAUUGACCCCUAGGUUUGGAAUUUUUCUACCCCAGGGCCUGGUUUGACUUGUAGUUUUGAAGUCUUGAUCAGCUUAUCUGCAAGUUGCCUUUGCCACAGAGAAACAGAUUCAUGUACAGAGAGAAUGAUAAUGCACCCUAAAUCCAUUUGCUAAUUUACAGUAAGAAAUAUCAUAAACAUAUCUUCAUAAUAACACUAAUGCAUUACUUUGCUUUAUAGUUCCUAAUCUUUGAAUUCAUUAGCUAAUUUUGGAACUUAACGACUUAAUCACUUAACGACUUUUGAACAGAAUGAUCUCAUUUGUUUAUUUUGUUUUGUUUUGUUUUUUGUUUUUAAACGAAGGGGAAAUCUUUUUUAAAAAAUUAAUUAAUUAAUUUUUGACUGCAUUGGGUCUUCGUUGCUGCGUGCUGGCUUUCUCUAGUUCCGGUGAGUGGGGUCUACUCUUCGUUGGGGUGCGUGGGCUUCUCAUUGCGGUGGCUUCUCUUGUUGCAGAGCAAGGGCUGUAGGCGCGCGGGCUUCAGUAGUUGUGGCUCACAGGCUCUAGAGUGCAGGCUCAGUAGUUGUGGUUUAGUUGGCUAAGUUGUGGCUUAGCACAUGGGCUUAGUUGCUCUGCGGUAUGCGGGAUCUUCCCGGACCAGGGGCUCGAACCCGUGUCCCCUGAAUUGGCAGGCGGAUUCUUAACCACUGCGCCACCUGAAAAGUCCCGAUCUCAUUUAUUUCUAAACUGCUUAUUUUCUCUAUUUAUUAGGUGGAAAAUAUCAAAAAGUGCAAAGUAGAACAGGAGACCAUAUCUUAGUUGUCAAAAAUAACACGCUGUUAACAAUUCUUCACAUUUCCUUCCUUUUCUAUGCCUAUGUAUAUAAUUGAGAUCAUAUUGUACAUGCCAUUUAAAUGUCAAAGUUUUCUUUUUUUUCUGGUUAAGAUGGCAAUCUAUGACUUUUGUAAAAACUUUCGAAGUGUAGAAAACAGAUAAAAGCUCAAAUCAUAAAAUGAAAACCACAUACAGUUUAUUACUGUAGUUAACCAUCGUUAACAUCUUGAUGUAUUUCCUUCCAGUGUUUUACUCCUUUUAAUUUAAUUAAAAAAAAAAAAAAACUUAGUCGGGAUCACUCCAAAGCAGGAAUGUUUGGAGAGACUGCCUCUGGCUGGGCUGGGAAUCAGGCAGCCUCCAUUCUCGAGUCUAGCGAACUGGAAGCUGCAGAUCAGCACUCUUCUUCCUGGACAGGGGUAGCAAGAGUGAAUAUUUUCCUUUAAAGCUCACUUGUUUCCGUAUUCUAAGCUGAUUUGUACAUUCUUCUCUUUUCCCCCCAGCAUCUUCAAAGCCACCGACACCUAUCCCAUGCUUCAACAAGUUAUCCUUGACGGCUUCUGGAAGCCCAUUCACUUCUGCUUAACGAAAGACUCCUGCCCCCAUUUCACCUUCUCCUGCGGUGACUGAGGAGGUGGUAGGAGGCCGCUAGUUCGGAGCUUCAAAGGGACCUGCAAACCUGAACAGCGGAGUCGGAGCCCUAGCCCCUCCGCAGGGUCAGGAGCGCCCGGGGGCUCCACUAGGAGGCUCCGGGUCUCUCUAUGGAAGGGUUACGACCCGGGAAUGCCUUCGUGCCUUUGUCCCCGCUCCAGGGAAGUGUAGCUCGCAGAGAGCUACAUGAGCCCAGCCUCAUCGCUCCCGAGGUUAUCAUCAGAGCGCACUUCCACGUGGCUCUGAAUCCUCACAUCCCGCUGCUCUCGGGAGGUCUUUUCUCGUCGCGAGGUUUUUAGGCCCGAUGCUCGCUCUCAGCCUCUCGGGAGAUUCCGGCAGGCCUCUGUCCCAGAAAACCAAGGGUCCGAGCUCUCUGCCUCGCUUUGCGAACCAGGAGAAGUGCGUCCCUUCUCGCUUGCCUUAUGCCGGGCGAGGCGGGGACCGCACUACCGUGCCGCCAGCCGGAGGGGGGACGCUCACGUGCUUCCCUCUUUUUUCCAGCCGGUAGCAGUGAAUCCCGCGAAACCACCGUUCAGCCUACCAGGCUUGGCGCUGUGGAGUUACUUCUUCCACACGGACGAGGUGAAGACCAUCGUCAAGUCCAGCCGGGACGCCGUGAAGAUGGUGAAGGGCAAGGUGGCCGAGAUCAUGCAGAACGACCGACUGGGAGGGCUCGAUGUGCUGGAGGCCGAGUUUUCCAAGACCUGGGAGUUCAAGAGCCACAAUGUGGCCGUGUAUUCCAUCCAGGGCCGCAGAGACCACAUGGAGGACCGCUUUGAAGUUCUUACGGACCUAGCCAAUAAGACGCACCCGUCCAUCUUCGGGAUCUUCGACGGGCACGGGGGCGAGACGGCGGCUGAAUAUGUAAAAUCUCGACUCCCAGAGGCCCUUAAACAGCAUCUUCAAGACUACGAGAAAGACAAAGAAAAUAGUGUAUUGUCUUACCAGACCAUCCUCGAACAGCAGAUUCUAUCAAUUGACCGCGAAAUGCUAGAAAAAUUGACUGUAUCCUAUGAUGAAGCAGGCACAACGUGUUUGAUUGCUCUGUUGUCAGAUAAAGACCUCACUGUGGCCAAUGUGGGUGACUCGCGUGGGGUCCUGUGUGACAAGGACGGGAAUGCCAUUCCUUUGUCUCAUGAUCACAAGCCGUACCAGCUGAAGGAAAGGAAGAGGAUAAAGAGAGCCGGUGGUUUCAUCAGUUUCAAUGGCUCCUGGAGGGUCCAGGGAAUCCUGGCCAUGUCUCGAUCCCUGGGGGAUUAUCCGCUGAAAAAUCUCAACGUGGUCAUCCCAGACCCAGAUAUCCUGACCUUUGACCUGGACAAGCUCCAGCCCGAGUUCAUGAUCUUGGCAUCAGAUGGCCUCUGGGAUGCUUUCAGCAACGAAGAAGCUGUUCGAUUCAUCAAGGACCGCUUGGACGAACCUCAUUUUGGGGCCAAGAGCAUAGUUUUACAGUCAUUUUACAGAGGCUGCCCUGACAACAUAACAGUCAUGGUGGUGAAGUUCAGGAAUAGCAGCAAAACAGAAGAGCAGUGAACCCUCUGGGGUUUCAGCUGCCUUAGACUAAAGGACUUUCAACACACUGGUCUCUUUUAAUGUAGUGAAAGGUGUGGGAGUUACAGUUAGGAUCAUCCAUCCCAGACAUGGGGUGCCCCAUUCCCGGCCGUCUUAAGUCUAUGUGCCGUGAUGAACAGAGGGUGCUCUUGGCCAAUGUAGUUGAGAGGCUGGAAAAUGGUUUCUUCGUGUUUUCCCAACUCUUUCAACCAAUGUUCAAAAUAUAUAAAUAUAUAGCUGUAGAAUCACAUGUAUGAAGUGAAUGGCAUAUGUGCCAUAUAUUCUCCUUUUACGAUUGUUUUCAGGAUCCCUUACAGGGCCCUCCAGGCAUCAGACUUUGUGUCCUCUCAUUGGAGCAGUGAGUCAGGGCCGCUGUGGCCACACCCUAUGCUAAGGGGCAGAGCUGUCCUGAGAAUGCUUUGUCCUCCUGAGCCCAGGUUUUCUGCUCUGCAGCAGCCCUGCAGAAACAGAUUUGGAAAUGGUUUAUUAUUCUGUGGCUGCUCUUGGAGGCUGAGGUACGUGGGGAAGAUGAGAGCCGCCUGCCCGGCAGAAGUAAACUUCUUCCCUCGCUUUCUUUAUUAGUUAAAUAGACUUUGUGUACCACCUGA